Alternaria incomplexa is the source of this 546-nucleotide messenger RNA. RefSeq lists its product as uncharacterized. The transcript is spliced from 2 exons. Lineage: Eukaryota; Fungi; Ascomycota; Dothideomycetes; Pleosporales; Pleosporaceae. The coding region runs from base 1 to 546 and encodes 181 amino acids. The record is from RefSeq and is a predicted model, not a curated record.
AUGGGCUGCUUUUGCAGUACACCGUUCGAGGCAAAUUGGAACAAAACCGUGGAAGGGAAGUGCUUCAUAAAGACCAGCUCGCCCCUCACGUACAGUCAGACCAUUGAGCUUUCCGCGUUGAUGAAGACAGCCGAUCCAACAUGGGACGGUGUCAAUCUCGCCAUCUGGUCCGCAUCAGAACUCUCGGUCGGUAUCCUUGUCGCGUCACUACCCGCACUCCGAAAGCAAUUCGAUGGCUUCUUCCGCCGCAUUCUCUCGUCGACCUUUCUGGGAAUGGGAUCCAAGACGGGGUCUGGUAGCAACGAGAUACCACUGUAUAACGUCGAACCACCCCUUACCGUCGGCAGCCGACCAACGGGAGGUCGUUCGCGAUUCCAAAGAAACGAUCUCGAUGAUGGAGAUAGUGAGAAGUGCAUACUGGCCGAUUCAGAGCUGCCUGGAAAGCGCGAAAUAACGAGAACGAUCGUACAUGAGAUACGUAGUGAGAAUAGGAGCAACGUUCAGGCCCCGGAUCGGGUGCACAACAUGUACGGCCAGCUUCAGUGA